This is a messenger RNA of Beta vulgaris subsp. vulgaris (sugar beet), 1885 nucleotides long. RefSeq names its product ethylene-responsive transcription factor 3. Gene Ontology annotation, biological process: regulation of DNA-templated transcription. Gene Ontology annotation, molecular function: DNA-binding transcription factor activity; DNA binding. Bases 508 to 1236 code for a protein of 242 amino acids. The record is from RefSeq and is a predicted model, not a curated record. Lineage: Eukaryota; Viridiplantae; Streptophyta; Magnoliopsida; Caryophyllales; Amaranthaceae. The transcript has a single exon.
CCACUACAAAUAUAAAAAGGUGAGAACCAAAAAAUCAAAUAUUCAAAAAACGACGAAACAAUCGAGACACACCCCCACACACACAUACACAAAAAAAAAAAAAAAACUAGUCUUCUUCGUCGACCUCGUCGGUAUAGUAGUAGUAAUAGUAGUCGGUUUGUGGGGGCAACCAAAGGGUACCAAUUUCAAGAAAAAAAAGUUAAAAAAAAAAAAAAACUUCCUCAUUUCCUCUUCCUCAGAAAAAAGGAGAGAGAAAAUAUGCCUUCCAUCUUCCUACCCACACAUUCUUAGAGAGAGAAAACUCAAAAAAAAACUAGUGAGAGAAAAUCUCUGUAAAUCUCACCUUCUUCUUCCUCCUCCAUCAAUAUAAUAUAUGAUGAUGAAGUUUUAAUUUCAUUCUAUCAUAACAAAAAAAAAAAUACCCAUUAUCCAGAAUCAAAAAUCAAAUCUACAUAUUUUCUCUUUGUUUCUGUGAAAACUACGCAAGAAUCGUCAAGAGGAAGAAGAAUGAGGCGAGGAGGAAGAUCAUCAACUGUGAAAACAACAACAAAUCAAGCACAAAAUGGAUCUACACCACCAUUAGAUCCAUCAUCAACAAACAUGAUAAUCAACACAACAAACAUAAAAUUCAGAGGAGUUCGUAAAAGACCAUGGGGUAGAUUUGCAGCAGAAAUUCGUGAUCCAUGGAAAAAAACUCGUGUAUGGUUAGGAACAUUUGAUUCCGCUGAAGAUGCUGCUCGUGCUUACGAUAAAGCUGCUCGUCAAUUACGUGGUCCAAAAGCUAAAACUAAUUUCUCUCUCUCUCCUCAAAACGACAACGUUUUACUCACUUCUCCACCAUUUUACCAUCAAAACGACGCCGUUUUAGUCGACCAUGAUGAAAUUAUUGUUGCUGAGAUGAUUCAACGUCCAGCUUCAAGUGGUAUGAGUAGUACUGUUGAAUCUUCACAUGCGAUUAAAAUUAAUCAUCAUCAUAAUCAUCAUCGGAAAGAGCACGUGACUAGUCACGUGCCGAUGGAUUGUAGAAGUGAUUGUGAUUCUUCAUCGUCGGUGAUUGAUGACGUGGACGGUUGCGAUGAUGAUAAUAUUGGGUGUUCUUCUUCUGUUUUAGCCGUUGGAUUAACGAGGAAUCAUCAGCAACCGCCAUUAUCGUUUGAUCUUAAUCUUCCUCCGCCACCGGAGAAUGGUGGUUUUUUUGGGUUUGAUGAUUUUCCGACGACUGCUCUUUGUCUUUAACAACGGUAAAGAAAAAACAUCGAAUAAUAAUUUGAUGAUAACGACGAAUAUUAUUAAUUCAAGUUAAAAAGUUUAAGUUUUAAGGUUUUAAGUUUUUCUCUCUUAUCUAUUUUAUGUUCUUUGGAAAUUUUAUGCUGGAAGAACAAGAAAAACAAAAAAAAACAAAAAUUUAAAUGAUGGGUAUGGAAAAUUAGAUGAAGAUCAUAUAUUAUUAUAUGAUGAAUUGAUGAUAUAUGAUUUGAUGGAUGGAUGGAUGUUAUAUGAUAUUAAGUUGGGAGAAAAGUGACUUGUAGUUUUUUUUUUUUUAUUUUUUUUUUUUAUGAUUUUAUGAUUUUCCCCCUUUUGAUUUAGGGGGGAGAAAAAGGGAUUAUGUGAGAUCUGAGGAUUUCAUGAAUUGAUGGUAAUAUGAAAUUUGGUGGGUUGGGAAAUUAGAUUUGUAUUACUAUUUAGAAAAGAAAGAAGAUCUGAUCUGAUGAAGAUGAUGUUGAAGGGGGGAAAUUGGUUGAUUUAGGUCUGGAUUUUAGAGAUUAAUGGUGAUAAUUUUUCUUCCCUUUUUACCCACCCUUUGUUGUUGUUGUUCAUCAUCACUUGUAUUGUAGAGAAGAAAAGGAAAUUUCUAUGAGAAAUGAGAAAAGAAAUGAAUUUCUUA